Messenger RNA from Jatropha curcas, 823 nucleotides. Its product is annotated as glutaredoxin-C1. Lineage: Eukaryota; Viridiplantae; Streptophyta; Magnoliopsida; Malpighiales; Euphorbiaceae. The record is from RefSeq and is a predicted model, not a curated record.
CUUUGCAUAUCCUUCCACACCAAAACCUUUCACUUUCAUCCUUCACAACUCUAAACAAUUACUCUUUCUGUUUCUUGACAAAAAAGAAAAAAAAAAAAUGUACCAAACAGAGUCAUCAUGGGGUUCUUACAUGCCGCCGAGAAACAUCGGCAGCUCCGGCGGUGACCCAUUAGAACGUAUAGAAAGUUUAGCUUCUGAGAAUGCGGUGGUGAUCUUUAGCAUAAGCACGUGCUGCAUGUGCCAUGCUAUAAAGAGGCUGUUUUGUGGUAUGGGAGUUAACCCUACAGUCCACGAGCUUGAUCAAGACCCAAGGGGGAAAGAAAUGGAGAAAGCUCUUAUGCGGCUUCUUGGAAGUUCUUCAGCUGUUCCUGUUGUUUUUAUUGGUGGUAAACUUGUUGGUGCGAUGGAUAGAGUUAUGGCUUCUCAUAUUAAUGGUUCUCUUGUUCCUCUUCUUAAACAGGCUGGUGCUCUUUGGCUUUGAUGAUAUUUUACAAGAAAAAGAAAAUGACUUGAUAUAUAUAGUAAAGAAAAGCAGAGGAAGAGGAGGACUUGUACUUGGAGUUUAGCAGUCUAGCUAGCUCGUCUAUUUUGCAUACACUAAUCACUCACGUGUUAGCUUUCUUUCUUUUGGGUUUCUUCUUCCUAUCGCUGACCUAUUUUUCUACAUAUGGGUCCCUUGGUUUGCUUGUGUUUUUCACUAAUCUGAGUCUUUUAAGAGAAAUGUAAUCGCUCCCUCCUCUGUAUAGAAAGAAAAAUGAAAAAAAAAAAAAAUUAUAUGUUUACUUGUUAUUGCUGUUAAUGUUGGCUUCUUUUAUUUCUUUAA